This is a messenger RNA of Asparagus officinalis (garden asparagus), 883 nucleotides long. Its product is annotated as microsomal glutathione S-transferase 3-like. Gene Ontology annotation, molecular function: glutathione transferase activity; glutathione peroxidase activity. Gene Ontology annotation, cellular component: nuclear envelope; endoplasmic reticulum; membrane. The record is from RefSeq and is a predicted model, not a curated record. NCBI's taxonomy places the organism in Eukaryota, Viridiplantae, Streptophyta, Magnoliopsida, Asparagales, Asparagaceae. The transcript is spliced from 3 exons. The coding region runs from base 115 to 549 and encodes 144 amino acids.
UAACUUCUCCAUUACCCUUUGGAUCCAAUCCACUACUAUUUAAAAAGCCCACCAUCUUCUCCGAACUCAACAUAAGAAAAAAGAGAGAGGGGAAAAAAUUAAGGGAAAAAAAAAAUGGCAGUAGCAGUGGAGAUCCCAAAAGAGUACGGCUACGUCGUCCUCGUUCUUGUUCUGUACUGCUUUCUCAAUAUCUGGAUGAGUUUUCAAGUGGGAAAAGCUCGAAAGAAGUACAAGGUUUUCUACCCGACGAUGUACGCGAUCGAAUCGGAGAACAAGGAUGCAAAGCUGUUUAAUUGUGUGCAGAGAGGGCAUCAGAACUCGCUGGAGACGAUGCCGGUGUUUUUCGCCACGAUUUUGAUUGGGGGAUUCCAGCACCCUCUUAUCGCGACGGGGUUAGGGUUGCUGUACACCGUUGGGAGGUUCUUUUAUUUCAAGGGCUAUUCUACUGGUAUCCCCGAUAACCGUUUGAAGCUUGGGGGUAUUUACUUCCUCGGUAUGUUUGGGCUUGUACUCUGCACUGCUUCCUUCGGUAUCCAUCUGCUCCUGUGAUGCGUGAUUACUUUGUUCUCUGUGUUUUCAGAGUUCUUUUCUCGCAAUCUAUCUAAUCUAAUAAUAGAGACAGUUUAUGCCUGGUCCGCUGUUGCAUCCUUCGCUUUCGGCCAAAUAAUGAACGAGUUUGUUCUGUUAUUAGCGCGUGGACGUGGACUUGUAUGUAAACUUUGUUUUGUUAUUGCAUGGACAUAGACUUCUAUGUAACGCUGUUGAGCUCCAGCUGAGUCGUUUUAGCGUCGAUCUCCUUGAAAAUUCUGAGUGUUUGGUCACCAAAUCAAUUCGGGAGGGUAGAGAAUGGGGCUGAGUCACUUUAAUGUUUUUGUUGUGGUUA